UCUGACAUUGUGUGAGACAGACAUCUGAAUAAACUGCGCACAGACGUGUCUUUAAACAUACCGCACCGAGGCACGCCGUGCAUGAUUACCUCUUUGAUUUAAUGGGUCCAAUCAUUGGGAUGUCACCAGAUAAGAAAACGGAAAUUCCGGGUAUGCAAGAGGAGCGGACGGGGCUCAGAGGUGUUUGUGGAGUAGGAACACUGCCUGAGGCGGAGUGUGCGUCCAGUCCGCUGGCAACCAGCGUGGAUCGCACUGGAGGUACAGAAGAUGAGGAGCUCACCAACCUCAACUGGCUCCACGAGAACCUGCUUCAGAACUUCACCUUGGGGGGUCCUGAAGCUCAGCCCAGUGGCAGCCCCCUUUUCGACAUAGAGGGAGACUACGGGCCCGGCCAGGGCCCCUCAUCCUCCUCCUCAUCCUCGUCGCACAGCAGAGGCAGGGAGCGGGACUCGUUGAAGUCUAAGCCCCCUUUCUCAUUUUCUCUGCUCAUCUACAUGGCCAUUGAGCAGUCUCCCAGCAAGUCUUUGCCUGUUAAAGAAAUCUAUGGCUGGAUUCUUGAGCACUUCCCUUAUUUCUCCAAUGCUCCCACUGGAUGGAAGAACUCAGUUCGUCACAACUUGUCCCUGAACAAAUGCUUCCGCAAGGUUGAAAGGAGUUUGGGAAAGGCCAAUGGAAAAGGUUCUCUGUGGUGUGUGGACCCCGAGUACCGCCCCAACCUGAUCCAAGCCCUUAAGAAGCAGCACUUCCCUGCCGCACAUGCCUUCUGCACACCACCCGCCUCCCCACCCAGUGCCUCCUCACCCCCUCGCCAUCUCUUUCUACAAGGCUGCUCAUUCAAAGAGUCUGACAUUGAUGCUGCCACUGCCAUGAUGCUCUUAAACUCUGCCCCCGGGCACCACGUUGACCCAUGCAAUUCUGACAGCCCACUGGACCUCUCCAGACCUGACUCCGUUCUGGUGAGCAGUGAUCCAAAGCAGGACCACAAUUACAGCAGCGUAGCUCUACAGCGCUGCUCUUCCCGCUCGUCCUCCUCGUCUCUUUCCUCCCUGGACGAAGGAGGCUGCGACCGCAGGCAGUCCCGCCGCGCCGGCAGCGAGGGCUUCCACAGCGACGAGGACUCCGACCUCUGGGACGAAAGGGGCGUCCACCAGACUUCUAGACGUCCACCCGCCAUCAAGUGGCCUGCAGGCAAGAGGGCGCGACGUGAGGUCAAGCCAGAGUUGGAUGAGGAGCUGAAGGAAGCCGCUGGCUCCUUGCUGCACCUUGCUGGUAUACGCAGCUGCACGGAGGGCUCCAAACGUACUGUCAAGAGCACAAAACUUAACAGGAAAUGAAGAUUUUUUUUUUUUUUGUCCCCCAUCAGACUCCGGACCCUGUGAACCCUAACCUCUGACCCCUGAUCGUCUGUCCCAGUGUGCCUCCUUCUCCUUAUCUGAUCGUUCAUUGGCCAUUUUGAGCCUUUUCUUUUUGUUUGGGAAUAUCCCUGUCCAACAACACAAAUGGCAAUAGUAUCGUUCACACAGGAGAACAAAGCCAUAUAGAGACUUUUGUAACUCGGGGGUAACUGCUGGGGGUGGGUGUUUGGGCUAUGGAGAACCAUUAAGAUACCUAUCCAAAAUGACCUGCCUGCUUCUGUUGGAUUGGGAGAUUAUGAUUCAAGAAUUUUUUUUUUUUUUUUCUCUGAAAGACAAAAUGGGAAAAGCUGAAGGUUUUAUAACUCAAAGCGUUGCAUGCUUCCUCCUCAAACCUGUAUCCUCUUCCAAGUGAAUCUAUUUAUGAAGCGAAUGAGUGCAUGUUUGUAACAGACAAAAUCUAACCUCCUGGUGUUAUCAGUUCUCCUUUUUGUGCUAAAGAAGAAAAUGCCACUGUUUUGAAAGGAAUUCUUGCUCCAUUAAUCCUCUUGUAAGAGAGAUGCAAUAAUUAAUCCACAACCUUUAGACAUUUAUUUCAUGGUGGCGUUUUUCAGAGUUGAGUAUGCUAGUUAAACUUUACAAUUAAGAGAAUGAAUGGAGUAGUAUUAUGAUCUUGUUUUGCGAUAAACUUAUUACACACGAGCUCUGACUCUAUUUCAGGAUUAGCAAGAUGUGGAAAUAGUAUUACUCUGCCACUGCCAAAUUUAGUUGCAAAGUUAGCUAUACUACUUUGCUCACAUCUGUAUGGCCAUUACUGUGCCAUAUAAACGAAAGCUGUUUUCAUUUCUUUUCUUUUUUCUUUUUUUAAUCCACUGCUCAUCCUGUCAGUCCCCUUCAUUCAUCAGUGUGUUUUUUGACAUUUAUUGUGCAGAUACAGAACAUAUAUUCACAUGUUUGGUGACGGCCUAUGCAAAGUGAACAUCUGCCAUGCAUUGCCAGAUGUUCACUGUGUGUUCAUAGGUAAUCCUCCAUAGAUUUUUAUUUUAUUUUUGUGGGGGUGUGUGUGUGUGUGUGCGCGCGCGCGUGUGUGUGUGUGUAUCAUAGUGCAUGUCGACUUCAGCCUAAACCUGAGAUGAC
Molecule: messenger RNA, 2489 nt
Organism: Seriola dumerili (greater amberjack)
Lineage: Eukaryota; Metazoa; Chordata; Actinopteri; Carangiformes; Carangidae
Gene: foxn2a
Product: forkhead box N2
Exons: 6
Coding region: 102-1334 (410 amino acids)
Biological process (GO): regulation of DNA-templated transcription
Cellular component (GO): nucleus
Molecular function (GO): cis-regulatory region sequence-specific DNA binding; DNA-binding transcription factor activity
Source: RefSeq, a predicted model, not a curated record